Trypanosoma brucei brucei TREU927 is the source of this 2172-nucleotide messenger RNA. RefSeq names its product ABC transporter, putative. Gene Ontology annotation, molecular function: ATP hydrolysis activity; ATP binding. The record is from RefSeq and is a predicted model, not a curated record. The coding region runs from base 1 to 2172 and encodes 723 amino acids. Lineage: Eukaryota; Euglenozoa; Kinetoplastea; Trypanosomatida; Trypanosomatidae. The transcript has a single exon.
AUGGAUCUUGCACAGGCAAAGACUAUUCUUGAUGCACAUGACCCCAGGGUUGUUCGUGUGUUCCAGGAGAGCGUACCGGAGCUUGGCUUGCGGCGGCUCGACGCAUGCGUUCUGGAGUACCUUUUGAGGAUGCUUGAGGGGCAGAUGAACCCAGCAUCAUACCUCCCGGAAAAGACGAUUGAGCAGACGCUCAGACUUUAUUUGAAUGAAUUCCAAGUUUGCCCGGAUGAAAAUGCUGUGGAUUCGGCUGUGGUUUCCAUAUGCAACGCCAUGGAGACGAGCGGGCUGGUGCAAAAACCCAAGGAGGAUUCGAGUCGUCUUGUUAAUGCGGUCAGCAUCGGUAGGCAAUACGAGGAGAACCUGAAAAAGGCGACGAUGAUACGGACUGUGGGUAGGGCGGCUGUAGUUAACACAAAUGCGGACUGGACUUGGGAGACAAAACGCAAUGCAGCAAAGGAGACCCGCAAAAAGCGGAAAGAGGAAGAAAAGAAGUCCAUGCUGGCAGAGGAAUAUGAGGAGUUCCUCCAAAAACGUGGUAUUGCCAGUGCAACCGCCAUAGUUAAAAUCCAUCACAAGAGUGACGGGGUACAGUACACUACGGAUAUACGGUGCGAGAAUAUCCGUAUCCACAUGGGCAAGCAGGUGCUUUUGGAUAACACGGAGCUCACUAUACUUUCAGGUCACAAGUAUGGGCUCGUUGGGCGCAAUGGAACGGGCAAAACAACACUGUUACGUGCGUUGACGGAGCGGGAGAUAGAAGGCGUGAGUCCGUUUGUUCAGAUUCUUCAUGUAGAACAAGAGGUGGUGGCAGGAGGGGAAACUCCACUCGAAGUUAUACUGUCAGCCGACGUGGAGCGCGAGCAAUUACUGCGUGAGGAACAGGAACUGCUCAAGCGCAGCGACGACGAAGCCAACAACCGGUUGAAGGACGUUUAUGAGCGGUUGUAUGCUAUCGAAGCGCAUAGUGCGGAAGCACGCGCGUCAGCUAUUCUUAGUGGUUUAAGUUUUACACGCGAAAUGAUGACCAGUCCAACGAAGAACCUUUCUGGUGGUUGGCGUAUGCGUGUGGCAUUGGCACGUGCACUGUUUGUGGAACCGGACGUUCUGCUGCUGGAUGAGCCUACAAACCACCUUGAUCUCUUUGCCGUUCUAUGGCUUGAGCAGUUCUUGAGGGAUUGGAAGCACACACUUGUGGUGGUUUCCCAUUCUCGAUCCUUCUUAAACAAUGUGUGUGGCGAGAUCAUCCAUCUUGAUGACAAAAAGUUGCACUACUACACAGGCAAUUACGAUCAGUUUGAGAUUACGCGUGUAGAGCAGUUGCGGCAGCAGCAGAAACACCACGACGCACAAGAGCGGCAGCGUGCUCACAUGCAAAAAUUCAUCGAUCGCUUUCGUUACAACGCUAAGAAGGCCAAGAUGGCCCAAUCGCGUAUCAAAACACUUGAACGCAUGGAAGUUGUGGCUGCCGUGAAAUACGACCCGCAGUUUUCUUUUAAGUUUCCAGAUCCAGAGCCCAUUUCUGGGUCAUAUUUACAGUUGGUUGAUUGCGAAUUCGGUUACAAACCGGGGACAACGCUAUUUCGCGACGUUAACAUGGGUAUCGACGAAAACUCUCGGAUUGGUCUUCUGGGUGCGAAUGGUGCAGGUAAGUCAACUUUCAUGAACAUUUGUUGUGGAAAAUUGGAACCGCGCCAGGGCCAUGUGGUGCGCAACCAAAAAAUUCGUGUUGCUCAUUUUGCACAACACCAUCUUGAGGCGCUCACACCCCAGCUUUCUUCUGUUGAGUUCAUGCGCUCAAAGUUUCCGCAAGUGGAAGAUCAACAGUUACGUGCCCAUUUGGGCUCUCUUGGCCUUUCGGGUGAUAAGGCACUUCAACCCAUAUACACACUUUCUGGUGGGCAGAAAUCACGUGCCGUACUUGCUUGGAUUACCUUCACGCGACCUCAUCUAUUGUUACUGGAUGAGCCGACGAACCACCUCGAUAUUGACACCCUUGACGCCCUCAUCGAGUCGCUUCUUGAUUACAAAGGUGGGUUGGUGGUGAUAUCGCACGAUGAACACUUUAUUACAUCGGUGUGCGAUGAGAUGUUUGUGUGUGGUAACGAGACAAUAAAGAGAUUUGAUGGAGACUUCUCAGAGUAUCGGGAUAUUGUUAUGAAGCAGAUGCGCUGA